UUGCGCAUUAAAUUUUAAAUCGCAGCAAAUAACCGUUACAGCGCACCAGACCAAUCAAGAACGCGUCGCGAGACAAACUAACGUCGAAAUAAAUAUUUAACUUACACUGUUAUGAUGCUACCCGAGACGUUAAUGCAAUUAACUAAUUGGAUUAGUUGUUAGCCAAAAGCAAUUACACAUUUUGGGAAAUAUUCAAAACUCGCGCGCGCUUUACAAGCACACGCAUGCGCAAAAAUGAGGGCUGCCAACUCUUUAAAACUUAGCACUUUACAGCACUGCAUGGUCACUUAACAGAAAUACUCCUGGCUGCUUAACAGAAUGUUAAUAGAUAUUCCAGUUAGCGCAAGCUCGGAUUUUAUUUUGUCAAGUGUAACAAAAAUUCCAAAACUAGUGACAGUCAUCUUUAAUUUGUAUGGAAAAUAAGAGAUAUUAAUAAAUAUGUUAUACGUGACUUAGUAUUGCAAAAGUAAUCGAUAUAUAUCGAUACGAAACGAGCAUCAACGCACAGCUGUUAAGCGUGCUAUUUGACAGCUGUUCAGUCGCAAAUAAAUUUGUGGCCGCAAGGAUUUGCUGCAUUUGAUUUUAAUAAUUAACUCAACAGCCAGACGCCAAAAUGAGCCACAGGCACAAGUACUAAUAUUAAAGCGCAUAAUGGAAACCAUACCAUGUGCAAGUGAAGUGGCGCAAAUGCAUGAACACCAACAGCAACAACAAUCUGAAAGCCUUGUUAAUAUAAAACGCGUUUCGCUGCCUUUCGAGCGGCAAAGCCCCAUGGAAACGGAUAUGACGAAAGCCGAGGAUGUGGCGCAAAUGCUAAAACAGAAGCCGCAGCACGCGGGCACUCUUGUUGGCGUCGCGGCACAGGCACAGCUUGUGAAUCUCAGCAGCAUGGACAGCCUCUGCGAGAAUGUGGUAAACAUACCCAAGGAACUAAUCCUCAUAUCGAUGGUAUCACAGGAGCAGGCUCUUUACAAUCCCAAGCAUCAGCUCUAUCGCAGCACCAAGAGCAAGGAUGAAAAGUGGAGUGAAAUUGGCAGCCAUGUGGGCUGGACAGAUGCGCAAUGUAAGGCCAAGUGGAAGGCCAUGAGGGACCAAUAUUGCCGAGAGCUAAAACGCUCCAAAACGAAUACCAAAGGCAACGUCAAGUGGAAGUACUUCAAGGAGCUGGACUUUCUGCGUCCCUAUGCGCUGUCACGCAACUAUCGAUCACGUGGCUCGCUGAACGGCAAUGGAAAUUUGACAUCGAUGUCGCUGCCCAAUAUGAGCACAAACACGACCAGCAGCACGGCCAACGUCAAUAACAAUUCGUUUAGCAACAGCAAUAGCAGCAGCCAAAAUCUUAAUCUGACCACCGAAUGUGGCAAAUUUGCCAACAUCAAAAUAGAGGAGCGAAGUAGCUCGCUGCUGGAAAACUGCAGCUUCGUGCCGACAACAACAACGACGGUGACAACAGCAACGGAUGCUCUUGAUAAGAAACCGGAUACGUCACGUGGUAUUAACGCAUUCUUCGCUAGCCAAAUCAUGCAGCAGCAGCAUCAGCAGCAACAGCAGCAGCAGCAGCAGCCGUCACAACAGGAAACCAAUUGGAACUACUUGACUGAUGCAAGUGGCAAUGCCGUUGGCUCUGCCACAUCCAUAACGGUCACCUGCGAGACGCCGAAUCAGACGUCCGGGAAUACGCUUUACAAUGAGUUUGUGGACUGCGUAAAUGCUGCCAACGUUGUGAGUCAAUCGUCAACGCACAAUCAUCAAACGAAUGCCGAUGAGGAGGACGAUGAUCCAAUACACACGUUUCUCAAUAUGGAGAGCUACUUUGAGAAGGAGCUGAUCACACUGAUACAGCAGGAGGACAUGAUCUACAACUAUAGCAAUCAAAACUAUCGCAAUGUCAAACUAAAGCUGGAAAUCUGGGAUGAAAUAGCACGAAAACUUAAGAAGCCAGUCAAGCAAUGCCGGCAGAAGUGGAAGGCACUGCGGGACCAAUAUGCACGGGAGUACAAACGUCUGAAAACGCAGCUGCAUAUCGACGCCACGUCGCGUUGGAAGCACUAUGAUUCCCUCGGCUUUCUACAGAAAUAUAUUCAACAAAAGUCGCUUGAUGGAGACUCGCUGAACAUGCUAUUGCCCAAGCACGAACUUGAGGAGCAUAUGGCCGAAUCGCCAUUGCAGCAUUCCGAGCCACAGUCAAGCAACUUGGAUGCAUCGCAAAGUAGCUCAUCCCAGCUUAAUAUGUCCACACUGCCGCCGCUAUCGGGUCCACACAAAGUCGAACUGUCUGCCACAAUGCAGCAGCAACAGCAGCAGCAGAAUGUGCAGCAGCCCAACGAUCUGUGCGUGACCAGUUACGAUGAAAUGGAUAUAGAAAACUAUAUAAACGGCGAUGUGGUGCAUGAUGAUGAGGGUGAGGAGAACGAAAACGAGGAUAUGGAGACGACGCCAACACCCGAACAACCCACACAACAACAACAACAACAACAGCAACAACAGCAUGUAGUUAACUAUGAGAAUAAUGAUGAUUCCGUUUAUUUGGCCGUUCAAAGCGUUAGCAAUGUUCUAUCCAAGUCGGAGCCCCUCAAUGAGACGGGCAGCAACCUGGAGCCACAGCAGCAGCUGCAACAACAACUACAAGUAGCUGGCGAAUAUACGCAAAAGCUGGAGGUGCACACGCCCACCUCGACCAGCACACGCUUUCAAAAUACGGCCAAUACGCCAUCAACAUCUAGUCAGGCUGUCUUUCCAAUGGGCGCUUGUUCUAUGGCUGCAGAGGAGGAUGAAAUCGGUGCCUUUUUCAAGGCCGUUGCCAUGAAAAUACGCAGUGCACAAUUGGAGCCCGUGGCUUUUACUGAUCUGCAAAUUGAGAUAUUGCGAGUCAUUAACGAGGCGCUGCGUAAUCACUAGAAACAAGCGAAGGACGCAGAGAUCAAGAUCUCGAUGAACCCAAAAAAUGGCUAGAAUGCGUUGCGCGUUUUAGCUGUUAAGUGUUAUUUUGAAGAAUGAUUUGGAUUAUUAACUUGAUUUAUGAUUUCUCCUUGUCAUUUUUUCAUUCGCCACAAACACACAUGCCCACAACGAAAAAAAAAAUAUUUAUUUUUGUAUAUACAAAAAGUAAUGUAUAACACAAAAUUGUUUAAAAAAAAACUGAUAACAAACUUAAUAUGUACACUUACGAAAUGGAACAGCAACAUAGUGAACGAAGAAUAUAGUAUAUUUAAAAAAAAAA
Molecule: messenger RNA, 3220 nt
Organism: Drosophila novamexicana
Lineage: Eukaryota; Metazoa; Arthropoda; Insecta; Diptera; Drosophilidae
Exons: 5
Coding region: 652-2898 (748 amino acids)
Biological process (GO): regulation of transcription by RNA polymerase II
Cellular component (GO): transcription regulator complex; nucleus
Source: RefSeq, a predicted model, not a curated record